AUCCAAAGGACCCUACUGAAAUAUGGGUAGGAAGCGAUUUAUCCAGCUAUGUCCUCUGGACUCCAAACUGCAAUGGAACAGAAGGGGAUCCAGUUACUCUCAGUCAUCCUCAUUUUAGGGCUCAGUGCACUGACUGAAGGAGCAGAAGCCCCAGCUCCAUGCAGAUGUAAUGUGGAUCCAAAAACCAGAGCGAACUGCGGGCCUCCAGGAAUCACUGCCGAGCAAUGUGAGAAUGCAGGAUGCUGCUUCAGUUCAGAAGUUCCUGGCGUCCCUUGGUGCUUCUCUCCUCUCCCAAGACAAUAUAAAAAGGUCUGCCCAGCAGAGGUAAAACUCAGACAGAACUGUGGUUACCCUGGCAUCUCAGCUGACGUAUGUGAGGCAAGAGGAUGUUGUUUCGAGUCAAAACCCCCUGCUGUCCCCUGGUGCUUUUUUCCUGAUCUGGUGGAAGAAGGUAGUUUAUGUGUUGAAAAAUGCAAUGUUGGUCAACCUGGCACUAUUUCUGAAUUGGACCCUUUUGGUUUUGACAAGCUUCAGAACAAAAAAGUGUAUAUGUGUUCAUUCCCUGUGAGCCCAGUGGUUUGGCCAUCUGCCAGACUGCAAACAACAAUGGAACACAAGGGGUGCUGGUUACUGGCAAUUGUCCUUAUUUUAGGGCUCAGCAGCCUGGCUAAUGGAUACAUACAGCUAUCUCAGGAGCAAUGUGCGCAGCAGCCAUCUGCCCGAGUGAACUGUGGCUAUCCGUACAUCAGUGCUGAGGAAUGCAACAACAGAGGGUGCUGUUUUGAUGACAGUAUCGUUGGUGUCAUCUGGUGCUUCUUUCCUAGGACAGAGGAAGAAUGUGACAUCUAG
Molecule: messenger RNA, 849 nt
Organism: Gopherus evgoodei (Goodes thornscrub tortoise)
Lineage: Eukaryota; Metazoa; Chordata; Testudines; Testudinidae
Product: putative gastrointestinal growth factor xP4
Exons: 8
Coding region: 49-849 (266 amino acids)
Biological process (GO): maintenance of gastrointestinal epithelium
Source: RefSeq, a predicted model, not a curated record